UCUAAGUCAUAGCCUGCAUUUCUCCACUAUGGCAAAUGAAAAGGACAGGUCACCUGAUGAGCUAAAACUGAAGACUGAAGUAGGGCUGCUGGGUGGAGUGUCUCUAAUUGCAGGGGUCAUGGUUGGUUCUGGAAUCUUCAUGUCUCCUCAGUAUGUUCUGCUUUACGUUGGGAGUCCAGGUGCUAGUCUGUUAAUAUGGGCUGCUAGUGGAUUGUUGGCCAUGCUAGCUUCUUUGUGCUACGCUGAAUUAGGAACUAUUAUUCGUGAGUCUGGAGGAGAGUAUAUUUACAUCUUGCGCACUUCAGGCAAUAUCAUGGCCUUUAUAUGUGCCUUCACUAGUAACAUUGUGAUGAGACCAGCUAGCAUGAUUGCAGGGGCACUCAUCUUUGCCCAAAAUGCCCUUGCACCUUUCUAUGAUGAUUGCCUACCACCAAAUGGAGCAGUGAAAUGUUUGGCAGCCCUAGUGAUUAUGGGAUUGACAGUUGUGAACUGCUUGAAUGUGCGCUCCUCCAUCACAGUCACAGUGUUAUUCACGGCUAUGAAGGUGCUGGCACUUAUAAUAAUUUUGAUUGGAGGAAUUGUGCUACUUAUUCAAGGGGACACCUCCAACAGCCUCCAAAACUCCUUCGAUGGGACCAAACUGAGCAUCAGACCCAUAGGAAUAGCAUUCUACCAGUGUUUGUGGUCCUAUGAUGGCUGGAACACUUUAAACCAUGUUACUGAAGAGAUCAAUCAUCCUGAGGUGAACCUGCCAAGGGCCCUGAUGAUUGCUAUUCCCAUGGUAACGAUUCUGUACCUACUAGUCAAUGUCAGUUAUCUGGUUGUUAUGACACCCACAGAGAUGAUUUCAUCCAGUGCAGUAGCUGUCACUUGGGGGAAUAAAGUAUUGGGAGGAUGGGGAUGGGUGAUGUCCGUUGUUGCAGCAUUCUCAGCCUUUGGUUCUCUAAAUGGAUCUUUUUUCAGUGGAGGACGAGUGUGUUACGUAGCAGCAAGAGAGGGACACAUGCCAGACAUCCUGGCCAUGGCUCACAUGCGCAGGCGUACUCCCUCUCCAGCCCUCAUUUUCAACACAAUCAUUUCUCUUAUUGUUCUCAUUCCGGGAGACUUCCAGGCCAUAAUCAACUUCUUCAGCUUUACUGCCUGGUUCUUCUAUGGGAUGACAUUAUCAGGUCUUCUGUAUUUAAAAAUCAAGAAACCUGAACUUCCCCGGACAAUUACGGUACCCAUAAUUAUUCCCAUCCUGGUGUUGCUGGCCGCAGUGUUCCUGGUGCUGGCUCCCAUCAUUGAUGACCCUCAGAUUGAGUACCUCUAUGUGAUUCUCUUCAUACUGAGCAGCUCUGUGAUUUACAUUCCUUUCAUUCACUUCAAGCUGUUCCCGGGAUUGUUAAAUAAACUUACAGUCUUCCUACAACUUUUCCUAGAGGUGGCACCAACUGCUAAAAAUCUGUAAUGCUGAGGGAACAGGACUGUCAGAUUCAUUGCAUUUUAAAUUCAUAAUAUUAUAUCUCUCGCAAUACUAAAUGUUAUAUGUGUGAUAUAUAAAAGAGAAAAAUAAAUUAAUAAAUUAAUUCUAUUCUUCUAAUCUAUGAAAUGUAAUGAUCUAUGUAAUGAUCACUGUUUUUACUGGGUAUAAUCUGAAUAAUAAUGUUACAUAAUGUUAGUAACAUAAUGUUAAUUAGUUAAAGGGUUAGUUCACCCAAAAAUGAAAUUUCUGUCAUUAAGUACUCACCCUCAUAUCAGUCUCCUACGCAGUAGAUGCAGUGCAGCGCUUCCGUGUUCUACGUCAGAACGCUGACUCUGUAUAGGCUGGCUCCUGCGUCAGUAUCACACGCAUGCAUUGUGCUGCUCACAUGAACAGCGUCGGCCAAUACUGAGCCGGCUUUCGGACGUAAACACAGAAGCACUGCACUGCUUCAACUGAUAGGAGACUGACAGGGUGGAGAAAAAAAUUUUGAAUAAAGGUUUGUUUUUGCACACAAAAAGUAUUCUCAUCGUGUCAUAACAUUAACCACUGCAGUCACAUGGACUAUUUUAACAAUGUUUUUCCUACUUCUCUGGACCAUAAAUGUGGUAUUUUCGUUGCUUUCUAUGAGGGAUUAAAAACCUCUCAGAUUUCAUCAAAAAUAUCUUAAUUUGUGUUCCGAAGAUGAAGGAAGGACUUGAAGGUUUGGAACGACAUGAGGGUGAGUAAUUAAUGACAGAGUUUUCAUUUUUGGGUGAACUAAUCCUUUAACCACAUUAGUUAACACACAAUGAAAAAUACUUCUGAAGCAUUUAUUAAUCUUAGCUAAUAUUAAUUUCAACAUUUAAACAUUGUAUCUGUUAAUUUUAUUUAAUGGACCUGCACUAUUAACUAACAUCAACAAAGAUGAAUAAAUACAGUAACAAAAUGUA
This is a messenger RNA of Ctenopharyngodon idella (grass carp), 2394 nucleotides long. Its product is annotated as b(0,+)-type amino acid transporter 1. Gene Ontology annotation, biological process: amino acid transmembrane transport. NCBI's taxonomy places the organism in Eukaryota, Metazoa, Chordata, Actinopteri, Cypriniformes, Xenocyprididae. Bases 29 to 1450 code for a protein of 473 amino acids. Gene Ontology annotation, cellular component: membrane. The transcript has 6 exons. The record is from RefSeq and is a predicted model, not a curated record. Gene Ontology annotation, molecular function: L-amino acid transmembrane transporter activity.